UGCACUGUAGCUAGAAACGUAGUAUGAGGAAGGAACAGUCAUUCGAAAACAAACGCACAUUACACUUUGCUUCAAUAACACUCUUUGGUUUGACUGAGUUAAUAACGACACGAAAUAAUGCAAACUAAAUUGAUGAUCUCGUUUAUCUUUCUGGCAAUGAUAUGUAUUGUUUACUGUGAUGAACCCGUCUGUUUGUCACGGUUUGACUACGAUGAAAAAAUGUUGUUGAAGUUUUUGAGGAUUGAAGACACUGUGGCCAAAUUUGAUGAGCGCGUAACAAGUAUAGUUCAGGACUUCGCAAAGAAAGAGCAAAUAUUGAAUUCUACGUUAGAUAACGUGCUCAUAAAAUACGCGGAUGAGUUUCAGACAGCAUUUCACACGUUUGAAAACACAACGCGUCAGAUCGUAGAUGAGUUCAAGUCAGAAAUAAAUGCCUCCAAGGAAAAGAAUGACAAUAUCCGAUCAGUUGUUCAAAAACUUCAAGAAGACGCCAGAGUCAUCCUACAGCAAGCUUCAGAUGCCACAGAGGAGAUUAAAAAAUCAGCAACGAAAGAUGUUGUUGCAUUUACUGCCCACGGUCCGGCGGAUGGUCCCGUAUCAAGUACACAAACGUUCACGACGGUCGUAACAAACAUAGGCAAUGGUUUUGACACAGCAACUGGUUUGUUCACCUGUCCAAAGUCUGGGUUGUACCAUUUCAUCUUCCAUCUCGUGAAACUCAGAAGUUCAACACGAGUCGACCAAUGCUACUGUACACUGGGCAAAAAUGGCGCGAGCACCGGAAUUAUCGCGAAGAUUGACCCGGAAGACCCAACCUCAAGCGGUGGUGCGGAUAUUGGAAGCUAUGGGGUCAGUAAUAGUGCGUUUAUAAAAUUGGUCACAGGCGACACAGUGGGGCUUAUGUCGUGUUCUUCAGCAUCCAAGUUUGACCCGCAGUCGUCUUUUAGUGGUCUUCUGAUUCAAAUCGAUUAGAGAGAAGCUCUGUAUUCAGGGCGAAAUCAAGUUAGAUUUUAGAAACGAAAGGUUGUAUCAACCUGAUGUGCACGCUGGACCUCGCAAAGUCGUAAUGGGGUUUCGUGUGUUUAAAGUGCCGCUUUGGCGCUCUUGGCACAUUUUAACAAAAACAGUGAAAAUUCAAUGUAGUGGCGAUACACGUGGACAUUGACGCAAGGGAUGUUUUUUUUUACAAUCGUGCCAGGUUUUUUUUAUAUGAAUGAAGGCAGUUGCUUUCAAUUAUUGACUCGUUGUUUAUGACCCUUUGUAAAACCUCUGGUUUUGUUUUUUAAUGAAAAACAUGUGAUAGUGUCAUAACACACUGUGUAAAUAAGUGGUUUACAACCAUAA
Molecule: messenger RNA, 1344 nt
Organism: Mya arenaria
Lineage: Eukaryota; Metazoa; Mollusca; Bivalvia; Myida; Myidae
Exons: 2
Coding region: 118-972 (284 amino acids)
Molecular function (GO): protein binding
Source: RefSeq, a predicted model, not a curated record